AUCAAUAAAAUAUGUCAUAGACUACGGAAGAAAGUCAUAGAUACAGGUCAGCUGACACAACUUUUAAUUUUUAUCAUUGGUCUUGUGAUAAGUUGUGAUCUCCGCCAUUCUCAGAUCGCCUAUUCCAUCUUUCUAGUCCUGUCCUAAAAGAAUAAUCUUUGAAAAUGGCGGCUAAGGGCGGUUUGAAGACAAUCGCCAAUGAGGAGAAUGAAGAGAGAUUCGGAUAUGUAUUUGCUGUGUCCGGUCCUGUCGUAACGGCGGAGAAGAUGUCCGGCUCUGCUAUGUACGAGCUGGUGCGCGUCGGCUACAAUGAGCUCGUAGGAGAGAUCAUCCGUCUGGAGGGAGACAUGGCCACCAUUCAGGUAUACGAAGAAACCUCAGGUGUGACCGUUGGUGACCCGGUACUGCGCACAGGCAAGCCCCUCUCUGUGGAGUUGGGCCCUGGUAUCCUGGGCUCCAUCUUUGACGGUAUCCAGCGUCCACUGAAGGACAUCAACGAGCUCACCCAGUCUAUCUACAUUCCCAAGGGUGUGAAUGUGCCCUGUUUGGCUCGGGAGGUCAAUUGGGAGUUCAACCCCCUCAAUGUUAAGGUGGGCUCGCACAUCACGGGCGGAGACCUGUACGGUAUCGUGCACGAGAACACGCUGGUGAAGCACAAGAUGCUGAUGCCGCCGCGCGCCAAGGGCACCGUCACCUACAUCGCGCCCUCCGGCAACUACAAAGUUACCGAUAUCGUCUUAGAAACAGAGUUCGACGGCGAGAAGAACCAAUACAGCAUGUUGCAAGUGUGGCCGGUGCGUCAACCGCGGCCAUGCACUGAGAAGCUGCCCGCCAACCAUCCGCUGCUCACCGGACAGAGAGUGCUGGACUCGCUCUUCCCCUGCGUCCAGGGUGGAACCACGGCCAUCCCCGGAGCCUUCGGUUGCGGCAAGACUGUCAUCUCACAGGCGCUGUCCAAGUACUCCAACUCUGACGUCAUCAUCUACGUCGGGUGCGGCGAGCGUGGUAACGAGAUGUCUGAAGUAUUGCGGGACUUCCCUGAGCUGACGGUGGAGAUCGAAGGCGUGACGGAGUCCAUCAUGAAGCGUACCGCGCUGGUCGCCAACACGUCCAACAUGCCUGUCGCUGCCCGUGAGGCCUCCAUCUACACCGGCAUCACCCUGUCGGAAUACUUCCGCGACAUGGGCUACAACGUGUCCAUGAUGGCUGACUCCACGUCCCGUUGGGCCGAAGCCCUGCGUGAAAUCUCCGGGCGUCUGGCCGAGAUGCCGGCAGACUCGGGCUACCCCGCCUACCUGGGCGCGCGGCUCGCCUCCUUCUACGAGAGAGCCGGACGAGUCAAGUGUCUCGGAAACCCUGACAGAGAAGGUUCCGUGUCCAUCGUGGGCGCCGUGUCGCCCCCCGGAGGUGACUUCUCGGACCCCGUGACGGCCGCCACCCUCGGUAUCGUGCAGGUGUUCUGGGGGCUGGACAAGAAGCUGGCGCAGAGGAAGCACUUCCCCUCCAUCAACUGGCUCAUCUCGUACAGCAAAUACAUGCGCGCUCUGGAUGAUUUCUAUGAGAAGAACUACGCUGAAUUCGUACCUCUCAGGACUAAGGUCAAGGAGAUCCUACAAGAAGAGGAGGAUCUGUCAGAAAUCGUGCAGCUGGUCGGCAAGGCGUCGCUCGCUGAGACAGACAAGAUCACCCUCGAGGUGGCCAAGCUCUUGAAGGACGACUUCUUACAACAGAACAGCUACUCGGCGUACGAUCGCUUCUGUCCGUUCUACAAGACGGUGGGCAUGCUGAAGAACAUCAUCGCGUUCUACGACAUGUCGCGCCACGCCGUGGAGUCCACCGCGCAGUCCGACAACAAGGUCACGUGGAACGUCAUCCGCGACGCCAUGAACAACGUGCUCUACCAACUCUCCUCCAUGAAGUUCAAGGACCCAGUGAAAGACGGCGAAGCCAAGAUCAGGGCGGACUUCGACCAACUCCUCGAGGACAUGUCCGCCGCCUUCCGCAACCUGGAGGACUAGACCCGCAGCCGCCAUGUCUAUAUUACUAUUUAGGGUUACGUCGCAAAAAAGUAUCGAUAUGUCGAGAAUCGAUACUUUGUUAAAUAUAGUCUUGAAAACACUAUUUAUGUGACUUUAAACUGUUUCCAGUAGCGUCUGCGUAGUGAAGGUGUAAUCCUAAACGCGUGCGAUAUUUCGAUGAUAAAAUAUUCAUUAAUAAUUUUGGUCGAAUUUUCGCACAUGUCUACAAAAUAAUUAUUAAAAAAAAUGCAGUGCUAUAUUGAAGAUUGUUUGAAAGCCGUCGUAUUUACCAGUUUAUUAUAAGCGUUUAGUGUAGUGACGAUGUUAUAAUGUAAUUCCAGUACUGUUGACGUUUUCCCGGGACGCGACGUCCUGUUGAAGAUUUAGCGGGACGUGUAACCUGGUGUCCCGAUUUGUGUCCCGCUUUCUGUAAAUAGAAACGCUCGCGCGGAGCCUCGACGUGCCGCGGGGGGAUCGUUAGUUAUUUAUAUUAUUAUUGAUUAUUAAUUAUUAAAAUAUUUAUAUAUUAUUAUUAUUUACUAACGAAUUGUAUUUUUUCGCCCACUGUUUGUGUGAUUUUUUUCAAAUAAUCCUGGUGCAUUCCAACUUUAUAUUUAGAUGUUACAAAAGGCAAAUCGGGUCUUUAACAUUGACCGACUUCGAGGAAGGCGGGUUCUUUGAUUCGAUGCGUGUAUAAAAUCUGCAAUCUUGGCAUUUUCCGUAUAUUUAUUUGUGUUGAUUUUGUUGUUUUUUUUCGAUGUUCAGUAUUAUUCCGAGUCCGCAGAUGUCCGAGCGGCCGCCAGGUCGAGUGUACAAAAUAUAUUCUACAAUAUAAAGUAUAUUUGCCGUUUGAACUUGAUACGUGUUGAUAGGACGAAGUUAUAAAUAAAAUAUUAAUUUUAAAA
Messenger RNA from Bicyclus anynana (squinting bush brown), 2923 nucleotides. RefSeq names its product V-type proton ATPase catalytic subunit A. The record is from RefSeq and is a predicted model, not a curated record. Gene Ontology annotation, biological process: proton transmembrane transport; ATP metabolic process. The transcript has 14 exons. Gene Ontology annotation, cellular component: proton-transporting V-type ATPase, V1 domain; lysosomal membrane. Gene Ontology annotation, molecular function: ATP binding; proton-transporting ATPase activity, rotational mechanism; ATP hydrolysis activity. The coding region runs from base 165 to 2018 and encodes 617 amino acids. NCBI's taxonomy places the organism in Eukaryota, Metazoa, Arthropoda, Insecta, Lepidoptera, Nymphalidae.